GUGAUCUUUGCUUCGUGACCUUGCUGGACUCUCCUUGGCUUGGACCUCCUCGCUCGCCGUAGAUGUCAGCGCGUCAGCUUGUUCGGGCCAAAUAUGUUCGUCUUCUUCCUGCUGGUGCUGCCAUAAACGUGGAAGCGGAAUCAUGUCUCUCGGUGGAGAAGGCAGCCGGGGCUUCUACUUCAGCACCGUGUUGUCUCUGGCUCGCUCGCUGGCGGCUCACCGGCAGGCGCCCCUCGACAAGGUGCAGAAGUUGCAAUGCAUGUGUCCCGUGGAUGUGAGAGGAGUGUUUCAGCUGGACGAGAGGCGGCGAGAUGCUGUGGUCGCUUUGGGCAUCUUCUUGGUGGAGUCCAACCUGCAGCACAAGGAUGCCAUCGUUCCGUACCUUCUCGGACUUCUCAAGGGACUUCCUCGAGUUCAAUGGAUCGAGGAGAGCUCAGAGCGCAAAGGACGAGCGACACUUCCAGUUGCGGAGAACUUCAGCUUCUGUCUCGUGACGCUUCUCUCAGACGUCGCCCAGCGAGAUGAAUCAUUGCGUGGACAGAUCCUGGAGGCCAUCAUGGACGUCAUGCAGGUCCUGCAGGAGGUCUGCAAGAAUCCUGAGGCUCAUGAUAAAGAGUACCUGUGUCGCUACACGGUCCCGACCUUGCUCGGCGUGGCCAGAGCUUUCGGCCGAUACAGUAACACAGACGAGCCGCUGCUGACCAAGCUCUUCCCUCGGCCGGUGGCUCCGCCUCUUGCUGCCAUGGACGACAGCGACGCAGCACGCCGGCGCUCCUUCAACGACUUCCGCUCCAUCCUGCCCAGCUCCUUCCUCACCGUGUGCCAGGCGGACACGCUGAGGCGUAAGAGCUCCUCUGUGUCGUCCGUGUCGCAGGCCAGUCCAGAGAGGACGGGGCUGACCCCCAGCUCCCCCGCUGACCCCUCAACACCCUACUUUGAAGGCUCCUACCUUCCUGACGGCAGCUCCGUGGACCCCGACUACUACUUCUCCACCAUCAGCUCCAGCUUCUCCGUGUCGCCUCUCUUCACUGGCAGCAGCUGCGGAGAGUUCCACAUCCCGCUGGACACGCUCAGACAACUGCUCCACAUGGUUGAAGAAAUAGUGUCGGAAUCGUUUUUAAAGUCGCUGGAUGAAACCUUGGCAGAACUGUUGGAGCAAAGUCCAGGUCUUCAUGUGUACUACAAAGCCUUCAGUGACUCCUUGUACGUAGCCGUAUUUAAAAUGCUCAGAGACACCCUGUACAACCUGAAAGACCUCCAGAUUGACUUUGUCAAGGAGGUCCACGACUUUGUGCUGGAGCAGUUCAGCAGCAGCCAGUCGGAGCUGCAGAGGAUCCUGCACGACGUGGAGUACCUGCAGAGCGAGCUGAGCCCUCUCAAACUGCGCUGCCAGGCCAACGCCGCGUGCGUGGACCUCAUGGUGUGGGCGGUGACCGAGGAGCAGGGAGCGGAGAACCUUUGCAGCAAGCUGUCAGAGAAGCUGCAGUCCAAGACCUCCAGUAAAGUCAUCAUUGCUCACAUGCCCCUCCUCAUCUGCUGCCUGCAGGGCUUGGGUCGCCUGUGUGAGCGCUUCCCAGUGGUGGCCCACUCCGUCACCACGUCGCUGAGGGACUUCCUGGUGGUUCCCUCUCCGGUCCUGGUCAAGCUGUACAAAUACCACAGCCAGUGCACGCCAGCAGGCGGUGAGAUCAAGAUCCAUGUGACCAAUGAGUACUCCCAGUCCACCCUCAGCAGCAACCUGAACAAGAAGAGCCAGCCCUCCAUGUAUGAACAGCUGAGGGACAUCUCCAUAGAUAACAUCUGCAGGUGCCUGAAGGCGGGGCUGACUAUGGAUAACGUCAUCGUUGAAGCUUUCCUCGCCAGCCUGUCCAAUCGUCUGUACAUCUCACAGGAAAAUGACAAAGAUGCUCACUUGAUCCCGGAUCACACCAUCCGGGCGCUGGGCCACAUUGCCGUGGCCCUGCGGGACACUCCCAGAGUGAUGGAGCCCAUCCUGCAGAUCCUGCAGCAGAAGUUCUGCCAGCCUCCUUCUCAGCUGGACGUGCUUAUCAUUGACCAGCUGGGCUGCAUGGUCAUCACGGGCAACCAAUACAUCUACCAGGAAGUGUGGAAUUUAUUCCAGCAGAUCAGCGUGAAGGCCAGCUCUAUGGUCUACUCCACUAAGGACUACAAGGACCAUGGAUACAGGCACUGCUCGCUGGCUGUCAUCAACGCUCUGGGCAACAUCGCAGCCAACUUGCAGGCCGAGCAGAUGGUGGACGAGCUGCUGGUCAACCUGCUGGAGCUCUUCGUCCAGCUGGGCCUGGAGGGGAAGAGGGCUAGUGAGCGGGCGGCGGACAAAGGCCCGGCUCUGAAGGCAUCGAGUAGUGCUGGCAACCUCGGAGUUCUCAUUCCUGUCAUCGCAGUGCUGACUAAAAGGUUGCCGCCCAUCAAGGAGGCCAAACCUCGGCUGCAGAAGCUUUUCAGGGACUUCUGGCUCUACUCGGUAGUCAUGGGCUUUGCAGUGGAAGGCUCAGGUCUGUGGCCUGAGGAAUGGUACGAGGGCGUUUGCGAGAUCGCCACCAAAUCUCCGCUGCUGACGUUCCCGAGCGGAGAGCCUCUCCGCUCCGAGCUGCAGUACAACUCCGCUCUCAAGAACGACACCGUCACGCCGGCGGAGCUGAACGACCUCCGCAGCACCAUCAUCAACCUGCUGGACCCGCCGCCAGAGGGCGCCGCACUCAUCAACAAGCUGGAUUUCGCAAUGUCCACGUAUUUGCUGUCCGUCUACAGACUGGAGUACAUGAGGAUGCUGCGUUCCCUGGACUCGGAUCGUUUUCAGGUCAUGUUUCGUUACUUUGAAGACCGAGCCAUCCAGAAAGACAAAUCUGGAAUGAUGCAGUGUGUGAUUGCUGUCAGCGACAAGGUCUUUGAGGUUUUCCUGCAAAUGAUGAUCGAGAAAGCAAAAACCAAAGCACACGAGGAGGAGCUGGAACGCCACGCUCAGUUCCUGCUGGUCAACUUCAAUCACAUCCACAAGAGGAUCCGCAGAGUGGCUGAUAAAUAUUUGUCUGGCCUGGCGGAAACCUUCCCUCACUUGCUCUGGAGCGGCCGAGUGCUGAAGACCAUGUUGGACAUCCUGCAGACGCUGUCGCUGUCGCUCAGCGCAGACAUCCACAAAGACCAACCUUACUACGACAUUCCCGACACCCCUUACAGGAUAACGGUCCCGGAUACAUAUGAAGCCAGAGAGAGCAUAGUGAAGGAUUUUGCUGCUCGCUGUGGGGAAAUCCUCAAGGAGGCAAUGAAAUGGGCUCCGUCUGUGACCAAAUCCCACCUCCAGGAGUAUCUGAACAAACAUCAGAACUGGGUGUCGGGUCUCUCGCAGCACACGGGCCUGGCCAUGGCCACCGAGAGCAUCCUGCACUUUGCUGGCUACAACCGACAGAGCACCACGCUGGGGUCCACUCAGCUGACUGAGAGGCCAGCCUGCGUGAAGAAGGAUUAUUCCAACUUCAUGGCCUCCCUCAACCUGAGGAACAGAUACGCAGGAGAGGUGUCAGGUAUGAUCCACUUUGCCCAGGCGGUGCGGGGCCAGUCGGACUUGGGCCGCCUGAUGAUCAAACAGAUGGGGGAGGCUUUGGACUUGGCCCAGCCUGAGGGAUUCACCGAGGCCAUGUUCAAAUUGGCCGCCUUGCUCAUCAGCACCAAAGAGUACGACCCUCAGCUGCUUCACCACCUCUGCUGGUCCCCUCUCAAGAUGUUCACGGAGCACGGCAUGGAGACGGCCAUCGCCUGCUGGGAAUGGCUGUUGGCCGCACGCGUUGGCAUGGAAGUGCCGUUCAUGCGGGAAAUGGCGGGAGCAUGGCAGAUGACAGUGGAGCUCAGGAUGGGCUUGUUCUCCAACACACAGCAAGAGGCUGACCCCCUGGCCGCAUCCGAAGAGAGUCAGCCCAUCCCCUGCCCGCCGGAUGUCACUCCUCAUCAAAUCUGGAUCGAGUUUCUAGUGCAGAGGUUUGAGAUAGCCAAGUACUCCAGCGCAGACCAGGUCGAGAUCUUCUGCAGUUUGCUGCAACGUUCGCUGUCCCUCAACGUGGGCGGGGCUAAGGGUAGCCUCAAUCGCCACGUAGCCGCCAUCGGACCUCGCUUCAGGCUGCUGACGCUAGGCCUCGCUCUGCUGCACUCUGACGUCAUCAUCAACGCCACUGUAAGAAACGUGCUCAGAGAGAAGAUCUACUCCACGGCCUUUGAUUACUUUAGUGUGUCUCCAAAGUUUCCCACCCAAGGUGACAAGCGUCUGCGCGAGGACAUCAGCAUCAUGAUCCGCUUCUACGCCAGCAUCCUCUCGGACAAGAAGUACCUGGCAGCGUGCCACCUGGUCCCCCCCGACAAUCAGGACCCGUCCUUGAACAGCCUGUCUGUGAUGAAUGCCGCCGACCUCCGGAGCAACAUGGACUCCAGCACUCGCUCCCAGCAGAGCGGCCAGGGAUGGAUCAACACCUACCCGCUGUCCAGCGGCAUGUCCACCACCUCCAAGAAAUCUGGCGUGUCCAAGAAGAGCAACAGAGGGACACAGCUCCACAAGUACUACAUGAAACGCAGGACUCUCUUGUUGGCUCUGCUGGCGAGCGAGAUCGAGCGCCUGACCACGUGGUACAACCCACUGUCCACUCAGGAGCUGGCCAUCGCCAUGGAGCAGUCGGUGGAGACCAGCAUUGCCAACUGGAGGUCCAAGUACAUCAGCCUGACGGAGAAACAGUGGAAGGACAACGUCAACCUGGCCUGGAACAUCGCACCCUACCUCGCCAUGCAGAUGCCAAGCAGGUUCAAGAACGAUGCCAUCAAUGCUGAGGUCACCAGGCUGGUUCGUUUGGACCCCGGGGCCGUUAGCGACGUUCCAGAAGCUGUGAAGUUCCUGGUGACGUGGCACACCAUCGAUGCAGACUCUCCAGAACUGAGCCACAUCCUCUGCUGGGCACCGGCAGACCCGCCCACCGGCUUGUCCUACUUCAGCAGCAUGUACCCACCCCACCCGCUCACCGCCCAGUACGGCGUGAAGGUGCUACGCUCCUUCCCCCCGGACGCCAUCUUGUUCUACAUCCCUCAGAUUGUACAAGCCCUUCGCUAUGAUAAGAUGGGCUACGUCAGAGAGUACAUCCUGUGGGCGGCCCAGAAGUCUCAGCUCCUCGCCCACCAGUUCAUCUGGAACAUGAAGACCAACAUCUUCAUGGAUGAGGAGGGACACCAGAAAGACCCUGACAUUGGGGAGCUGCUGGAGCAGAUGGUGGAGGAGAUCACAGGAUCACUGUCGGGUCCGGCCAAAGACUUCUACCAGCGAGAGUUUGACUUUUUCAACAAAAUCACCAACGUGUCGGCCAUCAUCAAGCCGGUCCCCAAGGGGGAUGAGAGGAAACGGGCCUGCUUGAAGGCUCUGUCAGACAUCAAAGUUCAGCCAGGUUGUUACCUACCCAGUAACCCUGAGGCCAUAGUUCUGGACAUCGACUACAAGUCUGGCACCCCCAUGCAGAGUGCCGCCAAGGCGCCUUAUCUGGCCAAGUUCAAGGUGAAGCGCUGUGGUGUGAGUGAACUGGAGAGGGAGGGGUUACGCUGCCCCUCCGACUCGCUGGACGACAGCGAGGACAAUCCUGACGGGACGCGGAGGGCCUGCUGGCAGGCGGCUAUCUUCAAAGUGGGAGACGACUGUCGGCAGGACAUGCUGGCGCUGCAGAUCAUAGGACUCUUCAAGAACAUCUUCCAGCUGGUGGGUCUGGAUCUGUUUGUCUUCCCGUACCGGGUGGUGGCCACUGCUCCCGGGUGCGGCGUGAUCGAGUGCAUUCCAGACUGCAAGUCCCGGGACCAGCUGGGCAGGCAGACGGACUUUGGCAUGUACGACUACUUCAGAAACCAGUAUGGAGAUGAAUCCACGCUCGCCUUCCAGAAGGCUCGCUACAACUUUAUUCGCAGCAUGGCGGCGUACAGCCUCCUGCUCUUCCUGCUUCAGAUUAAAGAUCGACACAACGGCAACAUCAUGCUGGACAGCAAAGGACACCUCAUCCACAUUGACUUUGGCUUCAUGUUCGAGAGCUCUCCUGGUGGCAACCUGGGCUGGGAGCCGGAUAUCAAGCUGACGGAUGAGAUGGUGAUGAUCAUGGGAGGCAAAAUGGAGGCCACGCCCUUCAAGUGGUUCAUGGAAAUGUGCGUCAGAGGAUAUCUGGCUGUAAGGCCUUACAUGGAUGCCGUGGUCUCUUUAGUCACACUCAUGCUGGACACGGGACUCCCGUGCUUCCGAGGACAAACCAUCAAACUCCUCAAAGGAAGGUUUAAUCCUCAGAUGAGCGAGAAAGAAGCGGCGGCAUUCAUCAUCAAGGUGAUCCAAAGCUGCUUCCUCAGUAGCAGGAGCAAGACAUACGACAUGCUGCAAUACUACCAGAACCAAAUUCCCUACUGAGGUUUGUCCUGGAGUGCGAGUCCAGUGCGGACGCUAAUCCCGGACGAGAUAGCAGCGCUACUUUCCCUCUGAAAGCAAUAAGUCCAAUUUUAAGCAGUGAACCACCUUUACCAAAAGAGCUUUUUCAAAUCACCCUUUAAAGUAUUGGUCAUCAUCGCCAUAUAUCGUUUACAUGCUGCUCCUCACUUCCAGUGCACUUUAUUUCUGGCAGUAUUCACACAUCACAUUCAAGAUAAUCGUAUUGGUGUGAGAGUCAAUCUGCAGUGUUUUUUAAUGUUUUAACCAAUGUUGCUGUAGAUUGAAACACACAUUUUAUUAAGGUGACAAGGACAAAUGGUCAGUCAGUGUUUUAGUUACAUUCCAGCGGCAGUGGGAUGCAUUCUGGGAACUUUGAGAUUGUUGGCGUCAAAGAAUCAUGAAUCAGGCGACAUGUAGUGGAAAUGACAAGCGUGCACACCAAAUCCUACACGUUGUGUUUGCAAACCUGUUUGGAAACAUUCCUUGUGUGUGUGUGUGUGUGUGUCAUGUGACCUCGCUGCCGCUAAGGACAACUUGACCUAAAAAGCCAUUUCUGCGACCCUCAAUAUGCAAUAUUCCCGUGUACUGAUGCUGUAUUUGUGUGUCCACAUUCACUCCAGUGUGUCGUGUUGUCAUCGCACAGCUGAGACUGCUCUGGUUUUAAACUUGAAGAGGUUUUUAUUGUUUUAUUGUUAAUUCUUCUCACCUUUAACUGUAAAGUAAACACGCUGGUAAAAGGUUCAAUUUGUAGACAAUUGAACAUACUUCAUUUUAACCUCCAGCCAGUAGGGGGCUGUACCUUAUCAUAAAGGAAUUCUAAGCAUGAGGGUGAAACUAGCAUACUAACAUCCACUUUGUAAACAGGCGUUGGAUUGUGAUGUGUUGUUUUAUUUCACGUUAAAUCUACAUUUGUACCACACUGUCGCCCAUGGAGGAAAAAAGUACUACAUGGCGUGUUAGCCGUUAGCAUGUCAGACUGAAACUCUUCUUUUACAAGUUGUACCUUUAACCACAGAGCAUACGUUUGUCAAUGUUCGUGUUUGUAUGUUUCAUCAGAGUCAAAUGUGUUUAUUUUGAAUGUUUUGGCUCAUCAUACUGUCAACGGUCAACAACACCCUGGC
This is a messenger RNA of Doryrhamphus excisus (bluestripe pipefish), 7566 nucleotides long. It is a transcript of the gene pi4kaa, whose product is annotated as phosphatidylinositol 4-kinase, catalytic, alpha a. Gene Ontology annotation, molecular function: 1-phosphatidylinositol 4-kinase activity. Gene Ontology annotation, biological process: phosphatidylinositol-mediated signaling; phosphatidylinositol phosphate biosynthetic process. The record is from RefSeq and is a predicted model, not a curated record. NCBI's taxonomy places the organism in Eukaryota, Metazoa, Chordata, Actinopteri, Syngnathiformes, Syngnathidae. Gene Ontology annotation, cellular component: cytoplasm; plasma membrane.